AUGAGAGCCAGGAUGGGAGUGAUGCUGCUGGUUCUUGCAGUGACCGUUUGUUUGUCAUAUGCUCAGACCAACAACAUCAGCAAUGACAGCAAGCCACAGCAGCAGCAGCAGCAGCAGCAGCAACAGCAGCAGCAGCAGCAGCAGCAACAGCCUCAACAGCAGCAACAGCAGCAGCAGCAACAGCAACAGCCACAGCAGCAGCAGCGAAGCGUUUGGGAUGAGCCAAUCCGAUUCACCACCAAGUCCAAGGACACCUGUACCAUGGUCGUGUCCGGAGCUGGGGACUAUACUCGCCUGCGCGUCUCCUGCAAAGGUCCCAGCCAGGGCCAGACCCCGGCACGCUCCUACUACUGCGACUUCCAGGGGAAACCCAACCUGUGCCGCGCCUACAACCUCAACCCCCGCCACUACUUCACCCAGUUCAUGUGGGAGAUGAGGAAGCUGAGCAAUGCCUGCCAGGGACCCAAGGUCUACCGCCCACAGAUGUGCAAGAAAUACCCAGACGAGGCCCAGAUGACCUUCUUGAGCUCCUGGCCAAAGCCCGCCGCCGCCAAGCCCGCCACCCCCAAGCCCGCCACUCCCAAGCCCGCCAAGCCCGUUCAGGAGCAGCGCAAACCGGUGGUGCCCGGCCAGGUCAAGCCCGUCGCCACUCCUAAGCCUGUCAAGCCCCAGCCCCAGCAGCCCGGCAAGCCCCAGCCAGGCAAGGCCCCCCAGACCAAGAAAGUUGCCCCCAAGCCUGCGAAGACCACUACUCGUCCCACAGAGCAGACCGACUCCAAGGCCUCCCGCAUCGCUAACGAGUACUGCUGGAAGAGCUUCCACGGCGUCUGCAGCUACUUCAUCGGCUGGUUCCAGAACUGA
This is a messenger RNA of Limanda limanda (common dab), 861 nucleotides long. Its product is annotated as fibroblast growth factor-binding protein 2-like. Bases 1 to 861 code for a protein of 286 amino acids. Gene Ontology annotation, molecular function: growth factor binding. The transcript has a single exon. Gene Ontology annotation, biological process: cell-cell signaling. The record is from RefSeq and is a predicted model, not a curated record. Lineage: Eukaryota; Metazoa; Chordata; Actinopteri; Pleuronectiformes; Pleuronectidae.